Molecule: messenger RNA, 627 nt
Organism: Adineta steineri
Lineage: Eukaryota; Metazoa; Rotifera; Eurotatoria; Adinetida; Adinetidae
Source: the annotation of a GenBank genome assembly
AUGUUGCCUAAAUUACUUGAUAGCAUUCCAGAUAAUUCGGGUUUUGUGAACGAUCUUCCAGCUGUACGUUUGAUUAAACUUUUAUCUAAGUAUUUUACUGAUUCAUGGCAACAAAUCAUAUCGAAUAAAGAACCAUUAUCGCCACGACCAGCUAUACAAAUAACAACAGAUCAAUUUAUUAUUUUUCUCGAUUAUGAAGUUAUUAGUGAAACAUCAUCAAUGGAACAAGCUUUAUGUAUCAUUGUUUCAUUAUAUGUUAUAUUUGAAUUACAAUUUGAAGAUGAAGAAGGUGGUCAUAUGGUGACAACGAAAUCAACAAAUUCUAAAACUCUUACAGCUACAGUCGAUAGUUUGACACAAGUCGAAGAUAAUCAAACUGAUGAUUUACCAGAUAGUGAAGAACAAGAGGAAAUAUAUGUCGAAAGUACAACAGGUAAUAGUCAAGAUCAAACAACAGCUACAUAUGUUGGUGAUAAGGAACUGAUGAAUGAGUAUUCAUCAGGAUCGUCAGAUUCGUCUUCUUCCUUAUCACCAAUUGAUCCUCCACUUGUUAUUCACAUUUCACCAAGAAAAGAACAACAAAAACAAAUAGCAUCUUCAUCAUCUUCGAACGACAAUACAUUAUAA